GUGGGAGGCGUCAUCUGGGACCCCGUAUAUAAACCUGGGGGUCAGGCCAGAGUGAGAUAGACAGACCUUGUGUCAGAAACAGAAUCAUGCGAUCACUGGCAGUCCUUCUUCUCGCCGCGGCGGCUUAUGGCCAGCUGAGCAACCCAAAGUGCAUCCACAGCAACACCAUGAAACACACCGCUGACGUCGUCGUCCAGCAGGCACUCAAAGACAUGGACUCCAACAAUGACGGCAUCGUCGAAGACAUGGAAAUCCUCAACGAGUUCGUUACAAACUUCGAUCACGACGGUAGUCUGUCCAUCUCCAAGUCUGAGUUUGUCAAACAAUGGCAUGCCACCUACCACGACGCUCCCGAUUUCGCCGCCUUCAUCUUCACCAAGUUCGACACUAACGGCGACGGCAGCCUUGGCCUGUUUGACGUAAUGGGGCUGAAGGGCAAGGUCGACAUCAACCAUGACGGCAAGAUCACUGACGUGGAGUUCACCAUUUUCCUGGAAAACGCUUACAACGAGUGUGUCCAGACUCACCAGGCUCCCGUCUGAGAAGAUCGUCAUGUAGCCUUCUGACAAAUAAAUGUUUCAAACCUA
Messenger RNA from Haliotis rufescens (red abalone), 587 nucleotides. RefSeq lists its product as uncharacterized. The record is from RefSeq and is a predicted model, not a curated record. The transcript has 6 exons. Gene Ontology annotation, molecular function: calcium ion binding. NCBI's taxonomy places the organism in Eukaryota, Metazoa, Mollusca, Gastropoda, Lepetellida, Haliotidae. Bases 87 to 542 code for a protein of 151 amino acids.